UGCCGCUGCGCCGGCCUCUUCGAUGCAUCUGUAUUUGGCGGCUGGGAAUCAGCACCCUGGACAGCUCCUCUCGCCCCGCCGCUAUCUUGGCGAGGACGCAACCAAGCAGGGGGGAGCGCGGCGCGCACCACUACCCACCACCCCCGUCUGCCUCUCUGCCUUACUGGAUCGCUGAAAGGGAGGGCAGAUUGUGCCUCUGUGGAUGAGAUCUGGCACAGCCGCUUUGGAUCCCGACGCUCGCCUCCCUCUGUGCGGCAACCAGCCCCGGGCAGGCGAGAGUUAAAGCCCUAAACCCACAGCUGCGGGCGGAGGAGGAUUUGCAGCCAACAUGUUGGACCCGUCGUCCAGCGAGGAAGAAUCGGAUGAGAUUGUGGAAGAGGAGAGCAGCAAGGAGGUGCUGGCCCCGGCCGCCUCGGGGGCACGGCUGUCCCCCAGCCGGACCAGCGAGAGCUCUGGGGGUGGGGGCGGGGGUCUGCAGCCCAGCAGCCGGAGUGGCAGCAGCGUCCGGCCUUCCAGCCCGAGCCCUUCGGUGGUGAGCGAGAAGGAGAAAGAAGAGCUCGAGAAGCUGCAGAAGGAGGAAGAAGAGAGAAAGAAGAAGCUGCAGCUCUAUGUCUUCGUCAUGAGGUGCAUUGCCUACCCCUUCAACGCCAAGCAGCCCACUGACAUGGCCCGCAGGCAGCAGAAGAUCAGCAAACAGCAGCUCCAGACCGUCAAGGAUCGUUUUCAAGCCUUCCUCAAUGGAGAGACUCAGAUCGUUGCCGACGAAGCUUUCAUGAAUGCAGUCCAGAGUUAUUACGAUGUGUUUCUGAAGAGCGAUCGUGUUGCCAGAAUGGUGCAGAGUGGGGGAUUCUCAGCGAAUGACUCCCGGGAAGUCUUCAAGAAGCACAUUGAAAAGAGGGUCCGUAGCCUCCCUGAGAUUGACGGCCUCAGCAAAGAGACUGUUCUGAGUUCCUGGAUGGCAAAAUUUGACGCAAUAUAUCGUGGCGAAGAGGAUCCGCGCAAAGCACAGGCCAGAAUGACAGCAAGUGCGGCUUCGGAGCUGAUUCUGAGCAAAGAACAGCUGUACGAGAUGUUCCAGAACAUCUUGGGAAUCAAGAAAUUUGAGCACCAGCUUCUAUACAAUGCUUGUCAGCUGGAUAAUCCAGAUGAACAAGCGGCACAAAUCAGACGGGAAUUAGAUGGACGUCUCCAAAUGGCAGAUCAGAUUGCCAAGGAACGCAAAUUUCCUAAAUUUGUAUCCAAAGAAAUGGAAAACAUGUACAUUGAGGAACUGAAAUCAUCUGUCAAUUUGCUGAUGGCUAACUUGGAGAGCAUGCCAGUGUCCAAAGGUGGCUCUGAGUUCAAGUUACAAAAGCUAAAACGCAGUCACAACACCUCAAUCAUUGACAUGGGAGAAGAAAAUGAAAACCAGCUCUCAAAAUCAGAUGUCGUACUAUCUUUUUCCUUGGAGGUUGUAAUUAUGGAAGUGCAAGGCCUCAAAUCCUUAGCACCUAACCGCAUUGUCUACUGUACAAUGGAAGUGGAGGGGGGAGAAAAACUGCAAACGGAUCAGGCCGAGGCAUCAAAACCAACAUGGGGGACUCAGGGUGACUUUUCCACAACGCAUGCCCUUCCAGCCGUGAAGGUGAAGCUGUUUACCGAGAGUACCGGCGUGCUGGCAUUAGAAGACAAAGAACUUGGGCGGGUGGUUCUUCAUCCAACACCUAACAGUCCAAAACAAUCUGAGUGGCACAAAAUGGCUGUUUCCAAAAACUGCCCUGAUCAUGAUCUGAAAAUCAAACUUGCCGUCCGAAUGGAUAAACCUCAAAACAUGAAGCAUUCUGGGUAUUUAUGGGCCAUUGGCAAAAAUGUCUGGAAAAGAUGGAAGAAAAGGUUCUUUGUGCUAGUCCAGGUUAGCCAAUAUACAUUUGCUAUGUGCAGUUACCGAGAGAAAAAAGCUGAACCUCAAGAACUGCUGCAGCUUGAUGGAUACACGGUGGACUACACGGACCCACAGCCAGGUUUAGAGGGCGGCAGAGCCUUUUUCAAUGCAGUGAAAGAAGGGGACACUGUGAUUUUUGCCAGCGACGAUGAACAAGAUCGUAUCCUGUGGGUCCAAGCCAUGUACCGAGCAACCGGACAGUCCCACAAACCUGUGCCACCCACUCAAGUUCAGAAGCUUAAUGCUAAAGGGGGAAAUGUACCCCAGCUAGAUGCCCCCAUCUCUCAAUUUUCUGGACUCAAGGAUGCAGAUAGAGCUCAAAAGCAUGGCAUGGAUGAAUUUAUCUCUUCCAAUCCCUGUAACUUUGACCACGCUGCACUCUUUGAGAUGGUUCAGCGCCUCACUUUGGACCACAGACUUAAUGAUUCCUAUUCUUGUCUGGGCUGGUUCAGUCCUGGCCAGGUAUUUGUGCUCGAUGAGUACUGCGCACGUAAUGGAGUUAGAGGCUGUCACAGGCACCUCUGCUACCUCAGUGAUUUGCUUGAGCGAGCAGAAAAUGGAGCAAUGAUUGACCCCACCUUGCUUCACUACAGUUUUGCCUUUUGUGCUUCACAUGUUCAUGGCAACAGUCAAAAAAUGGAAGAGAUUCUUGGUGGUUUAUUGCCAGUUGCAAACAUUCCCCCAGCUACUGAAGUAGAGCCAAAAAAAGAUUCCAAAAAGGAGUCCAAAAAGAGGAAAGAUAGUAAAACCCAGCCACCACCAGAACCAAAAAGGCCUGAUGGAAUAGGGACUGUAACAGUAGAAGAGAAGGAACGGUUCGAAGAAAUCAAAGAGAGGCUGCGAUUGUUACUGGAAAACCAGAUCACACAUUUUAGGUAUUGCUUCCCAUUUGGCCGACCAGAAGGCGCAUUAAAAGCCACAUUAUCACUCCUGGAAAGGGUUUUGAUGAAAGACAUAGUUACUCCAGUCCCUCAAGAGGAGGUAAAAGCCGUCAUUCGUAAAUGCUUAGAACAAGCUGCAUUGAUUAACUAUACUCGACUAUCAGAGUAUGCCAAAAUUGAAGAGAAUCAAAAGGAUGCAGCUCGAUCGUCAGUGCCCAAGCCCCCAGCUGGGCCCACUCCAUCCACUCAAACGCAGACUAAAAUGAUAAAUGAGAUGUUGAAAGGCAUACCUAAGCAAACGCCAAAAAAUGUAGGUCGAUUAGUCACGCCUGCCAAAAAGCUAGAAGAUACAAUUCGCCUGGCAGAAUUGGUAAUUGAAGUUCUACAACAGAAUGAAGAACACCAUGCAGAGGGGAAAGAGGCCUUUGCUUGGUGGUCAGACUUAAUGGUUGAACAUGCGGAAACCUUCCUCUCUUUGUUUGCGGUGGAUAUGGAUGCCGCAUUAGAAGUCCAGCCCCCAGAUACCUGGGACAGCUUUCCACUAUUUCAGCUUCUCAAUGAUUCCCUCCGAAACGACUAUAAUUUAUGCAAUGGAAAAUACCACAAACAUCUUCAAGACCUGUUUGCUCCACUUGUUGUUAGAUAUGUGGAUCUCAUGGAAUCCUCAAUUGCACAAUCAAUUCACAGGGGCUUUGAGCGGGAGUCGUGGGAGCCAGUAAAGAGUUUAACAAGUAAUCUGCCCAAUGUGAAUCUACCAAAUGUGAACCUCCCUAAAGUUCCAAAUCUGCCAGUAAACAUCCCACUAGGCAUCCCCCAAAUGCCCACCUUUUCCGCACCGUCAUGGAUGGCUGCUAUAUAUGAUGCUGACAAUGGAUCAGGAACCUCAGAAGAUCUGUUUUGGAAACUUGACGCCUUACAGACCUUCAUCAGGGAUUUACAUUGGCCCGAGGAAGAAUUUGGGAAACACCUAGAGCAGCGCUUAAAACUUAUGGCUAGCGAUAUGAUUGAGUCCUGUGUGAAAAGAACCAGGAUUGCAUUUGAAGUAAAGCUGCAAAAAACAAGCCGGUCGACAGAUUUCAGAGUCCCUCAGUCAAUAUGCACCAUGUUUAAUGUUAUGGUUGAUGCCAAAGCUCAGUCGACAAAACUUUGCAGUAUGGAAAUGGGCCAAGAGUUUGCUAAAGAGUGGCACCAGUAUCAUUCCAAAAUAGAUGAACUAAUUGAAGAAACCGUCAAAGAAAUGAUAACGCUCCUAGUCGCAAAGUUUGUCACCAUUCUGGAAGGAGUCUUGGCCAAACUAUCCAGAUAUGAUGAAGGGACAUUGUUUUCUUCUUUCCUGUCUUUUACUGUGAAAGCAGCUUCCAAAUACGUGGAUGUGCCCAAACCAGGGAUGGACGUUGCUGACGCCUACGUGACCUUCGUUCGCCAUUCUCAGGACAUCCUGCGCGAUAAGGUCAAUGAGGAGAUGUAUAUAGAAAGGUUAUUUGAUCAAUGGUACACCAGCACCAUGAACAUCGUUUGCACCUGGCUGACAGACCGCAUGGACCUUCAGCUUCACAUCUAUCAACUAAAAACCCUUAUUAGGAUAGUAAAGAAAAUGUAUAGAGAUUUUCGAUUGCAAGGCGUUCUGGAUUCCACCCUGAACAGCAAAACCUAUGAAACAGUGCGAAACCGACUCACUGUAGAAGAAGCCACGGCCUCAGUAAGUGAAGGAGGCGGCCUUCAAGGAAUCACCAUGAAAGACAGCGAUGAAGAAGAUGAAGAGGAUGAUUAGUCCCUCCCCCCGAACUUGGAUGUAGCCUGGAAACCAGUGCAUGUAUCUAGUCUGUUAUUCAGUUAGCCACAUUAGGAAAUUUUCUGUCAGCUCUAAAUGCCCAUGGAAAGUCUACCAAUACAAUUGCCAUUUUAGCUGUGUGGUACUUAAGAUUUAGCACCUCUGUUCCGACUCAUUGAGUUUCCUAAUUUCAUAUCUAUAUGUUCAUAAGCAAUAUGGAGCACCAUUGUUUAAAAACUGUUAACGGAAAAAAAAUCUGCAUAGAAAACAUGCUAGGUGUGUCCCUGUUAUAAUUAAAGUAUAAAUGAUGCUUCAUUAAUGUACUGUAUAUACAUUGAUGGUAAAUUGUUGUGAAGACAAGUGAAACAAGUACUUUCAUAUCUUUGUUUCUCUCCUGUGGAUGCCAACUGCUUCAAAAACAGAGCAAGGUGGCUACAGAUGACUUUUUUUUUGUAUAUUUUGGGGACAAACGAUAAACCACAAGUCAGAAUUAUUCCUACUGAAUAGACCCCCUCAGCACCUUCCCUCCAAUAUAUAUGGCUAACUUUGUAGAAGUGACAUACCAUGAUAGUCAAUCAUCUUACCACAGCAGGUUGAUUCUGAUCACCUUGUCCACGUUAUGACCCCGAGCAGUUGUCGUAUGUCAACAUCUCUUCCACUAUCUCAAUGUUACACUUUUUGUUCCGAGUUCCGAUAACUGUGUUUGUAAAAAGAACAACUUUAAUUACAAUCUUAGACUAUACAGACGUGUUUAUAAUGAGAUAACAAUAAUAACAAUAAUGAUAUCUGAAGAUUUCUUUGGGUAGAUUGUAACCAUAAUUUAAAUUUCCUUUCGUUUUCACAAUGGUUUUUAUAUCUUGUCAUGUACAUUGCAUUUGGACCAGUAACUUGCAUGUCCUUGGGUUCCUACCCCCCCACCCCCCGAUUCCCUUCCGGAAGCUUUUCUUUUCUGUGUAAAAUAGUGGAUCCAUCUUGCUUUUUUUGCCUUAUACAAGCCGACAGUUGUAAAAGUGUGAGAACUGUGGCUUCUUAAUAAAUAACUAUUCAGAUGUCCUAAUAAUGAACGCUGGAGUCUUUUUAUGUCUGCCUUAGAAAGAGAAAAUCAGUACAAAAUAAGAGCCAACUUUUCAAAAAAAGAAAAACCUGUAAGAGACCACCCCUUCUAGAAUAAAGGAAUUUUCUUUUCAUA
Molecule: messenger RNA, 5762 nt
Organism: Sphaerodactylus townsendi
Lineage: Eukaryota; Metazoa; Chordata; Lepidosauria; Squamata; Sphaerodactylidae
Gene: CADPS
Product: calcium dependent secretion activator
Exons: 35
Coding region: 329-4573 (1414 amino acids)
Biological process (GO): synaptic vesicle exocytosis; dense core granule exocytosis; positive regulation of exocytosis
Cellular component (GO): glutamatergic synapse
Source: RefSeq, a predicted model, not a curated record